GGCACCCCUCCUUUGUUCUCAGCUGGUGGAAGAUGGGCCAUCUCGCUCCGCUGGUUGGGCGACCCCAUCCGAGGCAAGAUGAACCAUGUGCCCUGCAUACUGGCUGCUGUUGUCUUCUGCCUGGGAUUUCCAAGAAGCCUGGUGAAAGCGGCAUCAUGUCCCGGCCUUCAGAUAAAUGCCACAGAACUUUGCAAGAACAUUUCCAGUGAGGAUGAUGAAGGGUCCUCCAAUUUCACUCGCUUGGUCUGCGAUAAUCUACAAAACGUGUCGAGGUGGAACCGUUCCUCCCUCCACGGCGCCUUUGAGCUCCUGUUGAAGAGCAAGGAAGACCUUCAGCCCCAAGCUCUGAAGGUGUUUGUCAGUGAAGCAAACACCACAGAGCUGGAGGCAGCCUUGGACGGGUUUCUUGGCAAGGUUAAUGCCUCCCUCAUCCCAGCAAAGCAGAAGGGCAUUCUGCUGGAGGCUUUAUGGGACGGGAAGCUGAGGAACGAAGAGCGUUUCAACGAGACAGAGUUUGUGGGGCCGUGGUUCCAGAAGAGGCUACGGCCCUUUUUAUCUGCCAUUUCUGCCGACAUCCUCCAGUGCCUUCACAACGAGACCAUGAGAUGUGCACAGUAUCAGGCAAUAGUUAAAGCCCUGGACCUAGAAUUUAAGGAGAUGAGCCACACUACCCAAGAGACCGUCUAUAGAAGUUUCCAGCUCUCUUUCCUGAAAGGGUUAAAAGCUGAAGGGUCUGCGUGUGUCGAUGGCCUCACCAACACCUCUGCCUGGCUCUCUGUCAACUUGAGGAGGUUCAGCCGAUAUGCCGUGUACACAGACCUGCUCUCUCUGAACGCUGCGUUCAGUGGGUUUGAUGUGCUCCACAGCUUGACCGUGAAGCAACUGGCACAGCUAACAGUCGCCAAUGGGACCGUGGAGGCAACCGAAGAUCUCCAGAGACUCCUGGCUUUUGUCACCGGCUCAACCGUUGCCGAAUAUAUUGAUGAAUUGAACAGACAAGUCAACCUGGCCAACAGCAGCCUGGAGACAGAGACCAAAGCCGUGCUGUUGCAACACAUCCUCGUGGCAGCGAGGCCGAUACUGCGGGCAGCAAACGACACAGAGUUCAUUCACUGGAUGAAUCCUCGCCUCGCCGGCUUGAUUGCAGGGCUGAACCGAACCCACGUCCCCCUGCUUUUCGAGGGUCUGCAAGCUAGGGCCUGCACUGCCAUCAAGGCUGUGGUGACUGUGCUUAAUAACUCCAUCGCCGACUUCAGCAACCCCACGCAACACAACAUUUACCAGGAGAUACGGGACCGGACAGCAAACUCUUCACUACAGUGCUACACCACAGACACCAGCUUUGCUGUGUAUUUGAGAGAGACAUUUCAGGGCUUUGGCGCUUUCCUGAAUCUGAGAGAUCUCAGAUCCAUCAUUCCAGUGUCUGGCAUCCAAAAGAUUGCAAACACGAUGGCUCCCGCCGCGUUGGCCGACCUGUUCUCCAGCCCUGCGUUCCUCAACGACAACGCCUUCCUGACCACUCUCGUGAAGACCUAUGAAAGGAAAGGGGACUUUAUUGACCAGCUGAACAAGAAGAGCAUGGUGGAGACCCUCCCCAGUGACACCGGAGCAGCCAUUCUGGCAGGCGUGUGGCCUGCGGUGGUAAGGAGUGACCAUGAGACGGAGGUGGAUGCCUGGCUCGGCACACGCCUGCCGCCGUACUUCAGCUUUGUCCAAAGUCCCCUGCUGAGCUCCAGCGUCACCUUGCAAGCCACGUGCACGGCCUUCCGCAAGAUCGUGGACAAACUGAGUCAUAACAGCACUGCUUUGAAAGUCAGCGAGCGAGAUGUGUAUCAUGCCAUCCAGGCCUAUCUCACCGCGAUUCCUGCCAGGCCCAGGUGCUACAACGCCAGCAACCCCAAGACAGCAAACUGGUUUGCUGCUUACCUUGGGCAUUACAUCCGUUACAGCAGCGCAGAAGAUGUGCGAUCAUUCACAAAUAAUGACAACACCGUGCUCCAGGAUCUUGCCAUAAACAGAGACAAUCUGAGACUCAUCAACCACACGCAAAUCCCAAGGGACACGGCGGAGCUGUACGCUACCUCGCUGUUUGCCAAGAACGCAAACUUCAGUCUCAUCGACCUGCCCGGCCUGCUGCUCUGCUUUGCAAGACAUUCGACUGCCAUCCAGUGGCUCAGCUCCGCUGACGCACUCAGUGUCAUUGCCAGGAUAAACCUCCACUGCGGUCCCUCAAACACCUCCGCGCCCGCAGAGCCCACCCUAUCCGACCACCAGCUUGCAACCAUGCUGGUUGCACAGGUUACUUCCUUCAAUGCCAACACCUUGAUUGCACUGGGACACUGA
Molecule: messenger RNA, 2343 nt
Organism: Alligator sinensis (Chinese alligator)
Lineage: Eukaryota; Metazoa; Chordata; Crocodylia; Alligatoridae
Exons: 22
Coding region: 79-2343 (754 amino acids)
Source: RefSeq, a predicted model, not a curated record